AACAAACAAAUAAAUAAAUAAAUAAAUGAACAAAUAAGAGUGAUGGUAUUUUCUUGAGAAUUAGAAAAAUGGGUGAUCAAAUUGUACAUCUAGGCACAGUAACCUGGAUUUUUUUCGCAUAUGGCUGCGCAUAUAACCUAUAUCUUCUCUCCACAGCAAAUUUUUGCAAGUGUACAAUAAUUUAUGUCAUGAUGAGCAUUCAUUGGGUGCUGAAAGAUAAUAUAGGUUGUGCACGAAGGCCAUUCACACUAUAGAACUACCCUAGGCAGUAGGCGCUGCUCCUAGCCUCAUACUCUUCCUAACAAUAACCCUUUCUUUCUACGUACUAGUAACUUGUACUACCCCUCCCAAAUCGUCUUCUCUAAGUUCUCUUACCUAUUAAUGUGUUCCUAAGUGAUCACCAAACACCAAUCACACCGCUCCUCCAUGUUUUGCCUAAGCUCUCCUCCCUUAGCUCUCAAGGGGCAGCUAAAGCUCACCACCACCACCACCAGCACCAUUCUCCUGGUCUUCUUCCUCUUCACCCUGUACAUUACAUCAUGUGAAGCUCGACACCUUCGCGCCAACAGCAAGGGCUCGAGCAACAAGUAUACCUUGACAUCCAAGGAUAAGGCGGCAGAGGUCGGUGAUACUGAGAAGCAAAUCAGAACAGCGUCAAUGGUUCACGGUACGGGGAAGACCGGAGUCAUCGCUGGAAGCACCAUCGACCAAUCAAUGAGCACGGGAGCAACAUUGAUCAAUGGAUCAGGUAACUCUUCUCGUGGCUCUAACGGACAGCAACGAGGAUCAAAGGCGACCACAGCGUACACAGCAGGAACCCUAGUAGCUAUGGACUACCCAGUUGCACGCGCAGCACCAGCUGUUCACAACAGGUAGUGCAUGCAUAAAGCAAUGAGCACGGCUUACCUCUUGGCUUGAUCUUCCAUGGAUUGAAUGAGUUAUGAGUUCAGGCAUGGUUAACUGUCCAAGAUCAUCACCUGGCUCUCCUGAACUACCGACUUAGUACAUAAUGUGGUGUUGUAUAUAUAGGAUUAUUACAAAUAUGUAUGUACCAAUGGAUCACAAUAGUGUUAUGUCCUUAGUGUUGUUCAGCUAGAUUUACGCCCCUGCAAUGUGAGUUUUCCUGGUUAUGUUUUAUGAAUGGCACUAUAGAUGUUAGCCUUCGAGAGAUGCCACUACAAACACCACUGCUUCAAAGAGCUGGCAUUUCGCUGCUUA
This is a messenger RNA of Brachypodium distachyon (stiff brome), 1218 nucleotides long. RefSeq lists its product as uncharacterized. The coding region runs from base 427 to 876 and encodes 149 amino acids. The transcript is spliced from 3 exons. Lineage: Eukaryota; Viridiplantae; Streptophyta; Magnoliopsida; Poales; Poaceae. The record is from RefSeq and is a predicted model, not a curated record.